AUGAUCGUUUUGGCAUUGAUCGCCGCUGCCUUUAUGAACGGUAAUGUAUGCCCUUCCAUAGUAUUGUCCCUUUCAUCCCUCAAAAUAUGCAACUUUAUAUACAGUAUAUUAUGUUAACUAAAAUUGGAAAAUCAGUUGGUCGGUGGCUCUAGUACUCGGUACAUUGCUAAUUAGUGCAAUAUCCGAAAUAGUAAUACACCACAUAAUAUAACACCAGUAAUAUGUUUUACAUGGUUUGAAAAUUAGAAAUAGGCAAUUAAAAAAAAAAAGAAAGGAAAAACGGACGUAACCAUUUUCGUUCAUCUAGUUAAUUUAUUUUGAUAUACUGAAAUAAAAAUAUUUUUGACAUUCGUUGAUUUUUCAACUAUUCAAUAAUUCAAAAUCACAGCCAAAUAAUUUGUUGCGUGUUGUAGAAUUUACAAUCUGUCUAAUUUGUGUAAAAAACGAUUAAUUUCCAAUUUUGCUUUAGAUAUAUUGUUUUUACAAUGAUGUUAAUUUGUUUUAUAUACUGUAGACAAUUUCUACCAGAAAUCUUACUCCGGUGUAUCAAGUGUCAGAAAGAAGAUUUUAAAUAGUUGGUAAUUUAUGGAGGUCAUUUUAUGAUUUUCUAAGCAUUUUUCAUCAAAAACUGGGCAAAAUGUAGAGAAAACGGGAACAUUUACGAAAACAAUGAUUUUAUUAUUUAAAAUUUUGUUAUUUGCUACAAUUCAAUUAAAAAUGUCCAUGGAAACUGGAAAUUUAGACGGAGAAGUGAUAUUUGUCUUUCGUAGAGGUAGUAGAAGUUUCAAAAUAUCUGAGCCAUUUUUGAGAUAUUUAUAGACAUUUUAAUUUUGUGAGUUUUUUACGUAAUUUUUAUUCGUUACCUAGGUACUUUGUGGAUAAAAUUGUUAAAACAAACAGAAAAUUAAAAAUUGAACAGAGGGUUCAUUAUAAAUUGUACUUAGUGAUCAACAAUAAAAAGCUGUAUUUAAUGUAGUAUUUAUUUUUUUAUAAGAAUUUUAAUACCAAAUUGUGACGCAUAUAUUACAGCCUUUUAAAACAUGUAUAUAUAACUGAACUCCGCUCAGAAUCGGUUUUCGUUAGUAAUGAUUUAUAGUUGUAUUCAAUUCCCUAUAUAUAUGUUGUACCUUCCCAACUUCUCACCUACAACAGUGACCCACCCAUCUUGUCAAGUACAUCCGUCUUUUUUUCCUUGAAUAUCAUAUUAAAUAAAAUAUAGUUAACAAGGGGCCCGUGCAUGGCCUAUUUUUGUGAUCAAAAAUAUGCUUUGCUUGAAAAACUCUCAUGUCUCAUUCAGUAAACCGAUUUAGAUUUUUUUUUUUUAUCGUUAUGAUACAUUAAGUUUGGAUUUUGAAAAUUUUAUUUUAUUUAUAUAUCUAGAGUUUAAAUUUGGCCAAUAUUCACAAUUUGUUUAACUCAUUUUUUGUGAAUUUUAGAUACGCAAUUAAAAAGCCUACAGUUAUAUAGUUCUAUAAUAUAUGCAUAUUAAGCUUUGUAUUCAUACAACAACAAUCUGUAUUAUUUAAUCAUGCAGAACAUGUAAAUUAUUAUCUUAGUUGCGAAAAGUACAUACAAAAUAUUAACAUGCCACAUAACUUUUUAUAUGAUUUAAUAGUCCGGGUUUGCAGGACUUUUUACCCUAGUUCACCCAAAACUCGAAUUACGAAAUCCAAUAAAAUUUUUGCGAACGAUUUUCGUAACCCUAAGUAUUCACCGCCAGCUUAACAGUUUUGGUUCACAGAAAUCGCACCCGGUAUCGGUCCAUUGUAUAUUUGUAAUAUUAUCUCAGUCCGUGGUUAGCACGAUUGGCAAAAUUCGUUCUUUAUGUUGUACUACCGCGGAGACAGAACCGGUAAAAUUAAUUUUCAUAAAACUAUUUUACGAUAACACUGAUAGUUAUAAAAAAAAACUCGUAACUGCCCACUUUGUACGCUCCAGUGCUCGCAUCUCCAUGACUGGUUCACUUGGCCCUUUCGCACGGGUGUACUCGAACAUUGCCCGAGUACGGAUUGUGUUUAUUGUGUUACACAUUACCUAUUACCGCGUAACGGCUGUUUCCGUGGUAAAUCGUGAUACUUCCAUCAGGCAAUUGGUUGGCGGUGGUCGCGCACACUCAAAAGUACCACCAUGACGGAGCAUUGAGUAGGCCGGCGUGCCGGUCAUUUUUCGACGAGUUCAAAUCGCAGUGUAUCUGGGCCAUGGCUGUCGGCUACGGCGUGUACUUCGGAUUUUGCGGAUACUUAGAAGUGAGUGGAUUUUCGUAAACCCGUUUUUUGAUAAAAGUACGAGCAGCGAAACCAGAAGCGCGACCGUCGCGCGCAUGGUGGCGAGUUUCCACGACUACAUUGGCAUGCACUGUGUUCACAUUAUGCACAUUGUUUAUAAUAUACAUAUAACGUACAUUUAAGCAAGGACACUCAAAGUUCUUCCUACAACAGCUGAGAUACAGCUAUAUCAGCUGUUCGUUAGAAGCAGCGCCACACACACGGGCUAUUUAGAGCCCCCGGGCCGCACGAAAAAGGCCACCGUGCGCGCGCGCGACGGUCACGCUUCCGUACUAUAAUUAUAACGACCGUUGCAGUGGAAAUACUAUGUGAGAGGGCGCGGCAAAGAAUUGGAAUGGAAAUGUCAACCGAGACGCUAUUUACCCGGACACCUGGUUUGGGACCAAAUCAAAUGGGGUUGCACAGGAUUGAUGGUCACGAACGUCGUCUCGGCGGUGGUGGCAACCCAUGUCGUUUGCGGCGGUUACAGUCGAGUGUACAUGAGCGUGUGCCAGUACCCGUUUUGGUGGUGGAUACUCCAGUGGCCGGUCAUAUUCGUUCAACAGGUAAGAGCGGUUAGCGUUUUUGGAGUCGCGAGUUUGGAUUUCAUGCUGCAACGUGGUAGGAAAUAUUCAAUCGUAUGAUUGCGAUGUUCUGAAGCGCAGAUAGUCAAUAGAAUCUUAAUAUUAGAACUUAAUGAAGUUUAGUCACGUAUUAAUCAAUAACGUUUUUAUUAAGACUCACUAGUGAUUGUCACGUCAGUCGUCCGACAAAGUUUUUAUUCGCGGAAUGGUUGUAGUGGAAAAUCGCCGUUUCUUACAUAGUGGUUUAUGGCCAUAAGCCUUACAAUGGUAAUGUCGAGUAAUGUAGAUGGAGUGGGAUCAUUCUAGACAGUUCAUCUAACCUAUCCUAUUAUGCAUAUGUAUAUAACUAUAAUAGUAUACUGAACAUUACAAUACUAUAUUUUUAUAUCUCUUCUUCCCUCCGUCUUCAUCCCAACUAUUUAGGCUCGGCCACCCUUGUCCUAAACUUCCACGUGAAACAAUCUCCCGAUCUCUUGCAUCUUCUUCGCAUACACCGGCCAGUCCUCAUAUCAUUGUCAAUCACAUCCAACUACAUAUUUUUCGGUCUUCCUUCUCCCCAACGUUUAUUUGUAUUACCAUUCCUACCUGCUGCUCUCUCCCCGUGACAUGCCCGUACCAUCUUAGUAUAUUUUCUCUCAUUUUAUAUAAUAGUCAUUAACAUUGUAAAGGAGAUUAUAAAAAGAUGAUGGAAAUAUGGCUCGAUGAUAAAAAAAAAAGGGUAUUUGAGGAGGACCCUGGUGAAAGUAUGCUAAUGGAAGGAAUGCGAUAAAAAGUGAUGCAAUGUUUUAGUGGAACCAAACAGUCAAUAGAGGGAAAUGACAAAUAAGGUCAGAGAUUAAAGAUAGAUGGUAAUAUCAUGUAAAUAAAAAGGUCGAAAUUUAAGUGUGGGCACCAAUAUAAAAUUUUAAAAUCAAGUUUGAAAUAGGGUCACAGACCCCCGUCUGUACGCCUAUUGAUUCGAGAUUUUGUCUGUGUAAUUUGUUAUUUUUUGAUAACAAACGAUUUUAUAAAAACUUGGGAUUCUAUAAAAAUGUUAUUAGCGUACACGGUGUGAACGUAUUGGAGUGUUUUCACUAUUUUCCGGGAGAAAAAAAAAGGUACUUUGGUAAAACUAUAUAUUAAUAUUAGUUUUGUGAGCUUUCUCGCUACAUUUAAAAUAUAGACAUGAUAUUUUUUCAAUAAACAAAAAAUCUGCGUUUAACAAAGUAUACGGAAAUUCUCAUGGAGUUGAAAAGCUCAUCAAUUUACAUCUACGUGAUUUAAGUUAUUUCAUAUUUUUGACAAACGAACUGGCGUUCAACUAUCGUUUAUAAAUAUUUUCAUAGAUAUUUAAUAUUAUAUUAUUUUCGCAUUCGAUUGACUAACGCAAACACAUUGAAUUACAUUUAUAUACAUUUAACAUUAGGAUAGUACUACGGUUUGUAUAGAUUUACGUAUUAUACUAUAUAGGAUUACGCAACGUAUUGGAUCCAUCGGACGUUUCACACCAAGUUUCUGUUCAAACACUUCCACAGUCUCCACCACCGGUACUUUCAACCUACACCAUGGUCGGUGACAGCAAUACACCCGUUCGAGAUCACUCUCGUACAACUGUCCAUGGUCGUACCCAUCUUUAUUUAUCCGGUGCAUUGGGGUAAGCGUAUCUAUAUGUGCCUCGAAAUUCACCCUUAUUGGUACCCAUUGGGUUGGGCAGUGACUUAUCCAUGAACAACACCGAUUAUUAUUGUUUUUAUAUUAUAAGUUAAUAUAUUUGUCUCCGCUUACAGUGCCGUUUUACGGUUUGGCUUUGUACACGUAUUAUCACGGCAUCAUUCAACACUCGGGAAUAAAUUUCAAGGCACGACGGUGGCAACCCUGGCAACCGGAUUCCAUGUUCCACGACAAUCAUCAUCAGUACUGUCACGUAAACUUCGGUUUCAAUUGUUACAUGUGGGACCAGGUUAAAUUUAAACAGAAACUAAAAAUAUACUCAAGAUUAUUAAAAAAAUGUCGGGUAUUUUGUUUUCAGAUUCACGGAUCCGCGCGGAAACCGGAUUGUUGUUAUAACGAACGAACGGACGGCUGGGGUUCGGGCCGGCCCUUGGCAAGUCUGUCGGAAAAUGAUCUGCGCCUGGAAAUUCGCGAGAGAGCUGCCGAGAAUCCGAAGGCUUACCGGGAUAACAUGAACCCAUACUCACUAUUAGACGAAUUCUCGACUACAGUGAAGACAAAGACUGUCGAAUAA
Molecule: messenger RNA, 5072 nt
Organism: Cinara cedri
Lineage: Eukaryota; Metazoa; Arthropoda; Insecta; Hemiptera; Aphididae
Source: the annotation of a GenBank genome assembly